AUGGCCACCGGCCCCAUCGACGACACCUGCUCCAUUUGCACCGAGGCGCUGGAGCAUGAUGUCGUGAAGUUGAUCGGCCCCAAGAGCUGCGGCCACAGUUUCCAUACCACCUGUAUCGCGACUUGGCUGUCGGGAAAUGCCAAAUGCUCAUGUCCAAACUGUCGCGAAAUCCUCUACGAAAACGCACCAGCUACACUACCUGCGCGGAUCUCAACUAGAUUAGAAUACAACGGAUACCAGCGACUAUCAGCGCCCUUCUUCGGCGUUACCCCAGUCCGUCGAUAUCUGGACCCGAUUUCGCCUGGCCUGAGACCUACGACAUCCACUUACACCCCUGCAUCUCCUAGAUACAGCCCGGCCACUCCCAAAAUCCGCUCACCUCGCUUAACGAUGCUCGAGGACGGCGCAACAUCCCCUAGAUACAGUCCCCCAACACCGCACUUCGCACCAAGAUCUCCCUCAUACGCGCCAGGACUUCCCCCAACGACGCCAACAUACAGACCUACGACUCCGACCUUCAUAGACUUAACGUAUUACUCGCCAACACCGCCGAUACUCAUGCCUGAGUCUCCGACAUACACCCCACCUUCUCCCCGAUACUAUCCUGCAUCAUUCGAAAUCAACCUUCUCUCUCCAGGAUACGCCCCGACGAGCCCCGGAAUUCGCUCACCCACCUACGGUGCUCCGUCACCAGAUUUAGAGCCAGCAUCUUCCUCGCUCUCACUAACGUCACCCACAUACACGCCUACAUCUCCUCACUUCACGCCUACAUCUACUCCAUAUGUGCGAACAUCUCCCUCAUUCUAUCGACCAUCCGGCUCUAGAUCUCCCUCAUUCUAUCGACCAUACGGCCCCGCAUCGCCCACAUAUAGCCCCACAUCUCCUGUUAUCCCGACAUCGAUAGGUUCACCUCCCAUCAACUUCACCCUGGGUAGUCCAACGUACUCGCCACCAUCGCCGUCUCGACUUCCUUCGGCUAGGAUUCAGGAGAACCGCUUGUUCCGCCGCAGACAGCGUCGCGAGGAGCAUGAGAUGGAGAGUCACCGACGUCGUUGA
Parastagonospora nodorum SN15 is the source of this 1056-nucleotide messenger RNA. RefSeq lists its product as hypothetical. The transcript has a single exon. Bases 1 to 1056 code for a protein of 351 amino acids. Gene Ontology annotation, molecular function: ubiquitin protein ligase activity. Lineage: Eukaryota; Fungi; Ascomycota; Dothideomycetes; Pleosporales; Phaeosphaeriaceae. Gene Ontology annotation, biological process: protein ubiquitination. The record is from RefSeq and is a predicted model, not a curated record.